Molecule: messenger RNA, 2824 nt
Organism: Dromiciops gliroides (monito del monte)
Lineage: Eukaryota; Metazoa; Chordata; Mammalia; Microbiotheria; Microbiotheriidae
Gene: FAM187A
Product: family with sequence similarity 187 member A
Source: RefSeq, a predicted model, not a curated record
CCAAGCUGUACACCUACUUAUUCUUUCCUCUUCUUCAGGAUUAUGAAAGAGAAAAACUUUGUUCCCAAGGAGAUAGGGUGAGGGCUGUGGGAGAAAAGCAAUCAACAAGUAUUUAUUAAAUGUCUGCUAUAUUCCAAGCACUAGGCAUACAGUAUAAGAAGUGAAACAAAGGAGUUAGAUUUCAUCAGGAAGACCACUUCCAUAUAAGCAGGUAGUCAGGGCAGGAUUCAGGUGAGGGAUAAAGAAAGGCUUUGUGUAGAAGGUGGUUUGGGCUUGAAGCAAGGGCUUCUAGAAGGCAGAGGUACAGAGUGGGGCACAUUCUGGGCAUGGGGGGCAGGCAUUACAAAGGCACAGACACGGGAGAUGGUUCCAGGUAUGAGAAACAGAAAAAAAGGCCAAUUUGACCAGAUUAGCAUGCAGGAAGGGAAGUAAUAUAUACUGGAGCUAGAAAGAUAAAGUGGGGGUAGGUAGUGAAGGGCUUGAAAAGCUAACUAGAGUUUAAAUUUUAUCCUACAGACAGUGGGGAACCACUGAAGUUUAUUGAGUAAGUGAGUAACAGACCUGAGCUUAAGGAAAAUCACUUUGGCAUCUGUGUGGUAGCUGGAUUGGUGUGGGGAGAGACUUGAGUCAGGAAGAUCAAUACAGAGGCCAAUGUGAUAGAUCAGGGAGGAGGUGAUGGGGACCUGAAUUAAGGUGAUGCCUCUGCAAGGAGAGAGGAGGAGUUGUAUGUAAGAGAUGCUAUGGAGGUAGACACAGCCAGAUUUGUCAACUGACUGGAUUUAUAGGGGAUGAGGGACAGGAGUCAGGUUUAUCUCUGAGGUUAUGAACCUGCGAGAAUGGAAAAGUUGCAGUGCCUUUGACAGAAGUAGGGAAGGCUUUGGGGGAAGGAUGAUGAAUGUUGUUUUGGACAUGUUGAGUAGAAAUGCCUGGGAGGCAUCCUGUUUGAAAUGUCCACUAAGCAGCUGAUGUAGGAAGGAAGCUCAGGGGAGAGACUAGGGCUGGAUAUAUGGAUCUGUGAAUCAGCUGCACGGAGAUGAUCAUUAAACCAGAAGCUGAUGAGGUCAUUGAAAAGAGAAGAGGAGGAACAUCCAGAGAGAGACAGGGAGUACGGUUAUGAGUGGUGAGCCAGCAAACAGGAGCAGACAGAGAUUCUGUUGGAGGAGAACCAGGAGAGAGAUGCCAUAAAGCCUAGAGAAGCCAGAGCAUGGUUUCCAGGGCAGCAGAGAGGUCAAGAAGGCUGAAGACUGAAGCGAUGCCAUCAGAUCUGGUCCCCCUCCCAUCACCCCCGCACAGGCAUUCUAGAACAGAGAGAAAGAACUUGUUCUAGAAUGAUUUUUUCAUGAGAUACGAUGGGUCUAGAAGCAUUCUAAUUUUCAAUAGGAAAAAUAAAAGAACAUUCCUAGUUGGUCUCUGCUUUCUCUACAGAAAGGUGCUUCCUUAAGAACUGAGCUGGGUGAGCAAUUCCCUAUUAAUCACCUCCCCCCCCAUACACAUUUGUUGGGAGGCCUCUAAAGCCCAAGGCUCUUUAGCCACCCUGGUUUUCCCGCACCUACUUUCCAUCUGGCUCUUUGGCUUUACCAGUAUGAGCCUGCUUCACACCCCUCUGCUGCUGCUUUGGAGCUGGGGAAGUCUCCGAGCUUUUGAAUUGGUGGAGAAGCAGAAUAUUUUUCAGAAGAUCCCUUGUCCUGCCUUCUUGAUGUUUGAUAAUGCCGCUUACCUGGCCGACAUGAGCUUUGAGCUCCCCUGCCACUGCAAGCCUGAGGAGGUGCCCGCUGUAGUCUGGUACUACCAGGAGAAAGUAGGGGCUACCAUACCAAAGUCUCUGACAGACUUUGAUGGGCGGGUGGUGGUCGAUUCGGGACAAGUGCGGGGUGGGGCAGCAUGUCUGGCCCGCUUCAGCAUCCAGAUGUUCAGCUUACUGUGUGUUCGCCGGGCACAGCCUGAGGACUCGGGACUAUACCUCUGUGGGACACGUCACGGUGACUAUUUCUAUGGCUACGAUGUGGACAUACAAAGCAGUCAAAAGAUGAUAGCAGCAUUCACUGACCAAGGCCAGGAGCUGCCUGAGGAUGAGGAGCAUGGGGACCUCCACAUCUUCACUACCUUCUGGGAGUGGACCCGCUGUGAUCGCUGUGGUGUCAGAGGGGAACAAUGGAGUGGUCUCUGCUACCUGAAUAAACCAGGGUUUCCCCCCCGGUUUCGAAAGACUGUGCCUGGGGUGUCUUGUGGUUCCCAGGCGGUGCCAAGGAGUCUGCGAAAUAUGGCAAGAAACCACCGUCACCCUGAGCUGAUGAUCCGGAGCUGGCAUGGUGCCUGCAAGGAGAAGUCACAGGUGGGGUGUUGAUGGCCAUCUAUACUGUCAUCUCAAAAGCUGGGCAGCAAUCCCUGGGUGGUCCCAAAAUACCCAUUCAUUACCACCCAACAGAGGCUUGGCCAUGGGUUUAUCAUCUCCUGCCCUGGGGCUCGUCCAGAACACGCAGUGGCCUGGGACAAGGACCGCAUCCGUCUGUACCGCACCAGCUUCCUGAAGGGGGUCAACCGGUCCAUGAGGGUAUUCAUUGACCAUGGUAACCAAUUCCAUAUCCGAUUCACUCAGUUGGAUGAUAGGGGAACCUAUUACUGUUGGCGAGAAGGGGAGAUGGUAGCUGGCUUCCGGGUUGCUGUGACCUCUCGGGGUCGUUACCAUGCUUCUCUCUCUGACCCUGAGACCCGAUAUGCCCUACAUGCUGCCCUGGUGUGCUAUGUGUUCAUCACAGCUGUCUUCAUCCUUAUCCACUUAUGCCGCUGCUGCUGUUACUUCUUUAUCUGCUGCCCUGAUCUGUAG